AUGCUGGCUGUGGCCAUCUCCGAAGUGGGGGCAACCAGUCUGUCCUCCAAGGCCAUCACAAAGGUAACAGAGGACGUAUCGUCAACGGACAACGCUCCCAAGCCAUACUACCACCGCGGCUUCAACCACAUGUUGGUUCUGUGGAGGUACUGGAUGACGCACGAGGAGGAUGUCUUUGCUGAACUUCUCACCAACAACACAGGCACUGCUAAGUUCUGGAAGGAGUUUCCUAAGAAGUUGCUGGGCAUGUCUGAGUACACUCUGCCCGCCAUAAUGAAGUUGGCGGACGACCAAGUGCUACCUCCAGUCAACAAGGAAUGGGCUGAACAACUCACCAAGGAGUUUACUGAUGAUCUUAUUAAGUUGCUGGGCGAUGACGGAGUCCUCCUGUUCCCCAGUAGUCCACUAGUGGCCCCUUACCACUACUCCCCCAUAGUGCGCCCCUUCAACUUCGCUUACUGGGCCAUCUUCAACGCACUGCACUUCCCUGCUGCACAGGUACCUCUAGGCCUGAACAGUGACAAGGUACCAGUGGGUAUCCAAGUAGUGGCGGCGCCCCGCCAGGAGGCGCUGUGCGCGGCCGUGGCGGAGCACCUCGGGGAAGCCCUGGGGGGCGUAGUCCCACCCUGCCAGAUACUGCAGUAGACACACCGAAUACUGACACGUUACUCAAUUUAAAGUUUUACUUAACCCCUCGAGCGUCCUCAUGAGCACCCGGUGGAUCAUAAGAAAAAAAAAUGCUCCAAAUGUCACGUGUGCACCCGUUGGAUCAUAAGGAACGCGGACGCUCGACGGGUUAUAUAUCGUGUGUCGCUGUCUCUGUCAUUUUACAAAGAAUUUGUAGAGACAGAAAUAUUUUUGAGGGUG
Messenger RNA from Spodoptera littoralis (African cotton leafworm), 867 nucleotides. The record is from the annotation of a GenBank genome assembly. Lineage: Eukaryota; Metazoa; Arthropoda; Insecta; Lepidoptera; Noctuidae.